This is a messenger RNA of Protopterus annectens (West African lungfish), 4154 nucleotides long. RefSeq names its product solute carrier family 2 member 2 (gene SLC2A2). Gene Ontology annotation, cellular component: brush border; membrane. Lineage: Eukaryota; Metazoa; Chordata; Ceratodontiformes; Protopteridae. Gene Ontology annotation, biological process: monosaccharide transmembrane transport. Gene Ontology annotation, molecular function: hexose transmembrane transporter activity. The record is from RefSeq and is a predicted model, not a curated record. The transcript is spliced from 11 exons. Bases 53 to 1594 code for a protein of 513 amino acids.
CUGAGUCAGCCUUAAGUGUCCUGUGGAUCUGUACUGCCUAAAGGAAAAUAAAAUGGGGUCAGGGAAUGGUUCUAAGAAACCAGAGGAAAAGGAGUUAACAUAUACACUGAUUCUUGCAGUGUUCACAGCAGUGCUGGGAUCGUUACAGUUUGGAUAUGGCAUUGGUGUUAUUAAUGCUCCACAAGAGAUAAUAGAGCGACACUAUAAUCUUAUAAUUCUUGGAAGUGAGAACAUAAACGUGUCUGAAAAACUCAGUGCAACUGAACCUUCAUUUGUACCAAAAGAUGCCUCAGUUACCAUGUACUGGUCACUAUCUGUGUCUAUAUUUUGCAUUGGUGGAAUGAUAUCUUCAUUCUUCGUAGGAGUGAUAGCAGAUAAACUUGGCCGAAUUAAGGCAAUGUCUGUUGUGAAUGCCCUUGCAUUAAUUGGAGCUCUGCUGAUGGGUUUAGCAAAGCUUGGACCUUCACAUAUAAUGGUUAUUGCUGGUCGUGCAGUCACUGGUCUUUACUGUGGACUGUCAUCAGGGUUGACUCCGAUGUAUAUUGGAGAGGUGUCUCCCACAAAACUAAGAGGGGCUCUUGGAACUCUGCAUCAGCUGGGUGUUGUAACUGGCAUUCUUAUAAGUCAGAUCAUUGGUUUGAAAUUUCUUCUUGGCACUGAAACUCUAUGGCCACUUCUGCUUGCCUUGUCAGGAGUACCAUCUAUUCUUCAGAUAAUUCUCCUUUUUUUCUGUCCAGAAAGUCCAAGGUAUUUGUACAUCAAAUGUGGAAAGAAAGAAGCAGCUAUAAGAAGUUUGAAAAGACUCAAGGGAAACUGUGAUGCAGAAAAAGAUCUUAAAGAAAUGGAGAAGGAGAAGAAUGAGGCAGCGAAGGAGAAGAAAGUAUCCAUCAUACAGCUUUUCCGUUCUCCUAAUUACCUACAGCCCAUCAUUGUCUCGAUGAUGCUUCACUCUGCCCAGCAGUUCUCGGGAAUUAAUGCUAUCUUUUACUACUCUACCAGUAUAUUUGAAAAAGCUGGGAUUGCGCAACCUGUUUAUGCGACAAUUGGAAUUGGUGCAGUAAAUACAGUUGCCACAGUUGCUUCUAUAUUUCUUGUGGAAAAAGCAGGAAGGAGAUGCCUGUUCUUAGCUGGAUUGAGUGGUAUGACAGUAUGCUCAGCAGUAAUGACCCUCGGACUUGCCUUGCAGAGUACCAUUCCUUGGAUGAGUUACAUAAGCAUGUCUGCAAUCUUCCUGUUUGUAAUUCUGUUUGAGAUUGGACUUGGACCAAUACCUUGGUUUAUCGUUGCUGAACUGUUCAGUCAGGGAGCCCGUCCAGCAGCCAUGGCUUUAGCAGGAUUCUGUAACUGGACCUGCAACUUCAUUGUUGGCAUGUGCUUCCAGUAUGUCGCGGAGCUGUGUGGGCCUUAUGUCUUUAUCAUAUUUGCUGUGUUGCUGCUCGGCUUCACUAUAUUUACAUAUUUUAAAGUACCAGAAACAAAAGGAAAGACUUUUGAAGAAAUUGCAGCAGAAUUCAAACGCAAAAAGCAUUUUUCUACUAUAGUCUCCAAAACUGAGACUGAAAUGGAGUACCUUGGAGGAAGUACAGAUGCUUAACAGACUCAGAGCACAACAAAGUGACUUUCAAAAUUGUCAUCUGAUUAUGCUACAAGUGAUUUUUUUUGAACUGGGCAUCUCUGAUACAGUCAGUGAAGGUGAGAAAGUACAGUGUGUGUUAUAUUGAUCUGAUUACUGAGAGAGAGAGAGAGAGAGAGAGAGAACCUCUGCUAAGGAUUCAAGCAAGUGGAACCAGGAUCACUUUGUAGCUGAAAAUGCAGUAUUUUACAUCAUAUUUUAAUGUUCUUGUUUUUAAGACCAACAUUAACAAAAGACGCAUGUGGGUCCAACUAUCUUAAUACUAAGUUUGUAUAAAAGAUUCCUCUUUUAAAAUAAGUCUAACAGAUUGCAACCAUUAACAGAUUUGUAUGGUUACUUACCCAUUCGUGCACACAGUUAUCUGCUACUUUAAAAAUAACAUUUUUGAAUUACCACAAUUGUGUCAGCAUUAAAAAGUAAUGCUGUUGUUUGAUGCCAUGCCAGUUGCGUAUGCAGUCAUUACUCCAUAAGAAGUGCACCCCCACAAAAAUGUAGAAGAGAAACUGUUCUCCUUUUCUGAAAAUAAGAUCUUUGCAACUCAAUUGGCACCAUGGAGAAAAUGAGGGAUGAUGCAUUCUGAGGCUGCAUUAUAAUUAGGGAAAUGCUAGAGAAACUAGUUUACAUUGUAAUGGCAACAGAACAGUAACUGUAUAUGUGCAGUAAGAUUGGACAAAACCAAAGGAUAAGCCAUCUGCAGGCACUGGGUAACUAUAAAUGUACAUCUGCAUAUAGACUGUUCGAUGUCUUAUACAGCAAGGCUGACUACAUUGCAUUUUCAGAGUCUUCAAUAUAUAUAUAAUGGCAGUAGAAAACCCAUUGAUGUGGGAAAAAGUAAGGUAAAAGUUUCAGCAUGGGUUUUUUUCCUCCAUGCCAAGACUUUUGUGCAGUACAUGUUUUAUACAGUACAUGUUCUUUUUAAUAGAUAGGCAUCCAUGGACUGAUGCAGGCUAUGUGGUAAAACAGAAGCUCUUAGCAUUUCUAAACAACUCUGAAAAAGUUAUGAAUUCAAAGUAUGAGUAAGUAAAAAUUAUUUCUGUGUCACAGUAUUAGCUGUUAUUACCAAUACUGACAGCAGCCACACACGUCAUGAUAAAGUACACAAUAGUUAGCAGGAGGAAAAAAAAGUUUAUUUUUGUGUCAGUUGUAUUUCACAUAAUCAUGUCAAUUAUUUAUUACGCAGUAAAAGAAUUUCAACCAGUUGAAACAAAGUUUACAGUAUAUUCAAUGAAACAGGAUAUAAAGCCUCAUUUGCAUAUUCCCUUUUCAAAGAUCCCUUUGCUGUCCUCUCAGCUGUACCUGUUUUGAUGAUAUGUUCCUACCUUCGGCCAUGAUGUACCCCUUCUCACCAUAUUCUAAGUAACUGUACCUGUUUUGGAGUUAUGUUCCUACUUUUAGUCAUGAUUUACCCAUUCUCACAUUUUUCUGAGUAACUGCACCUAUUUUGGAGGUAUGUUCCAAAGUUCAGGCAUGAUUUAGCUCCCUUCCCAUGAUUUUCGGAAUAACUGCACCUAUUUUGCAGGUAUUUUUCUAUUAUCAGGCUUGACAUACCCUUUCACACAAAUUUCCCUCUCCCUCCACAUCACACAUGAUUUUGAAUACAUAUGAAACCAGAGCAGAUGACCAAUAUAUUGAUAGCACGAAUAAUUUAAAGAAAGAGGGCUAACUUAUUCUUUAUCCCCUUUUUUGGAAGCAAAAAUAAUUGACUUAGUGAUGCAUAUUUUUAAAGUCUGUAGAUUUUAUACUGUCUUUAAUAAUAUACUUAGAUGUUUGCAUUAUUUUAUUACUCAUUUUUUAAAUGUGUUUAUGACUAGUAUUGUACAAUCCUGCUGGAAGUGGCAGAAAUUAUAAGAUAUUUGAUAUGCACAUUGUAUCCUACGUAGGUGUUCAUUUUUAUUUGUUAUUACUAUUUUGGGUGGGGGCUACAUGUACCUACUUUUCAAGGGUCUAUGUAUCUAUUUGUAAUGUCUGCAAGUUGAGAAGUAUGUUCCUUCUGUUUAUAUGUCGUAAAAGGGAAUAUCUGCACAGUGUGUUUGCAAUUUACCUGUUUUAUUUAUGUUCUUAUCAUCUCAGUCAGUUUUACACAGUGUAUUAUAUAGUUUCUAAAUUAACUCAGCCAUUGUUAACCUUGUUUGUCUUUCCUUUGUCUGAUGUAUAAAAAUGCCUCUUUUUCAGUAUUCUUAGUAUAUAUUUAUAUGUGUUCUACAAGUAUCAUUCUGAUGGAUGUACUCUAUAAAACUCCCUUAUUGUCUGUCACUUUUGUGUAUCUUUUAUUAAUCAUUUUUGAAGGUUUCCUUUUGAACUGCCUUAUUUCUGUAUGCCCUAGGGAUUCUUCUGAGAAGUACAAGAUGUAACAGGUGUGUGCAUGCAGAAAAAUAAAAUGCCAUUAGUUUUUCUUUUCCGGCAUUCCCCUUAACAUAUAUUAUUUGACAAGGUGGUCUAGCUAAAACAGCAGUUGAAGAAAUAAUGUCACCUAUACAAAUGUAUAACUUUUUAUUUUAAAAUAAAUAAUAUUUGUAUCUUU